UACUUAUCUUAGCGUCCUUAUGAAUAAAACAAAUAAUUACAUACAUUUCAAAUAUAAUACGCUAUUACGAAACCAAAAAUUAUCAGUGCAAAUACAUUUCGUUUCCAGUUUCUGUGAAAAAGCAGUGAGCGGUUGAAAAUUUCAAGAAUACAUUAUUGCAGCGGCGUUCCACGAAAAUGGGCAAAAAAGUUAGGGAAUACAAGUCGGGUGACUUUAUAUUUGCAAAAGUAAAAGGAUAUCCCGCUUGGCCAGCCAGGGUACAAAAACAUAAUGGCAAGAGAUAUUUUGUAUAUUUCUAUGGGACGGGAGAAACAGCAAACCUACCGCCAAACAUGAUAUUUGAUUACGCUGAGAACAAAGACAAGUUUCUAACGAAGACUGUUAAGCGACGGGACUUCAACGAUGGUGUGAAACAAAUUGAACAUGAUUUCGCUAACAAUGUACCACUGGAGCAAGUUAUUGGUAUACCUGCUGAGGACCAGCCCGCUGAUACUACAGCUAACGACACAGUCAAUGAGUCGACCAACGAUACAAUGGAUGAGACGGCGGACACCACGGCCGCCGAUGAAACUAUGGCAGAUGACACUACCCUCAAUGCCACUCAAAAUGACACUGCGGUCGAAGAUUCCGAUGAAGCUGGCAACCUGGUAAUUGAUGAGGGAAAGCAAAAACCAAGAAAAAGCAAAGACGUGAAAGCCAAAGAAACGCCAGCUAAGCCUGGUAAGGAACCUAAGACUCCAAGAGGUAAAGCCAAGAAGGAAGAGGCUGCUAAAGAUGAGGAUGAAGAAAAGAAAGAAGAAGAAAUAGUCAGCAGGAGUGGCAGGAAGAUACGACCAAAGAGGUAUAUAGAUGAACAGACGGAGGACAACGCGACAUUACCAUCGCCGGCGCCCAAGAAGCGGCGGGGCGGGUCACCGACUCCAGACAAAGAGAAAGAAAAGGCCGAUCCCAAGGAUAAGCCCGCAGACAAGAACAUUAAACAGUUUAAUGCUGUUACACAGUCCGAACUUGAAGAUUUGAAGGAGCCCUUCAAAUCAGAAGACACGGAGAAAGAAAACAUCUUAAUAGCGUACCUACCGACAGGACAGUACAUAGGCAUCAAACUGUUCCAAUCUAGACCGAACUCCUUCAAGAGCGAGGCUUCGAGACUACAGUGGGACAAGCAGGCCGCUUCCAAUGCUAUCACACUUAAGAUGCAGUUAGAAAAAGGUCAAAUAACAGUCACAUCGAUACUGUCACAGUUGGUCACAGAUCUCAACUUGACUGAUGAGGAGAAAGCAACGCUUGAUAAGGAGAGGGAAACAGAAGAAAAGAAAUCCCACGUUCAAUUUCUGAAGACUGAAAUGAAGUUAAUAGAACUAGACGCUAAGAUCAAGACCUGCUUGUGUCUCGAGAAGGCCGACACUGAAAUGUGUUUGAAGUUGUUGGAUGAGUUGAUGGAGCUGCAGGUGCGGCCGCUGAUGCUGCUGAAGCACCCGACGUGCCUGGAGACCAUCAAGCGCAUGCGCGCCUACGUGGGCAACACGCCGUCCUGGGAGCUCAGCGAGAGCGCCGCGCUCGUGUUCAGCCGCCAGGCGCACCGCAUCCGCAAGCAGGCCGACGCGCUCUACAAGAACAUGAAGGAGCUAUUCACAACCCCAGACGGCCUCUCCUUCUGGGAGUACUUUACGGAGCGAGUGUUGCAGUUCAAGAAGGUCACAUCCAAGCUCAGCGCCAACGAACUGCUGGAGAUGAUACAUGAACCUAUUGAAAUGUCAGUACCAACAUCUCACACGAUGAAAUCAGCAGUGGAAGCGGCAAGCGCGGACGGUAAAGAGGAUCAGCCAGAGGAAGAAGACACAGCACAGAAAAAGAAGAAUACCACUCCAGCCAAAUCAAAGAAAGAAAAAGUAGCGAACAACACACCGUCAAAACAGCCUGUCAAGCGGCAAUCUUCAAGAAAACUUCAACAAGAAGAGAAAGACAAGGAAAAAGAAGAAUCACCAAAACCGACAGAAGAAACAACACCAGAAACAAAUGAACCAGAACAAACCCCUGAAACCGUUACAGAAAACGUAGAAAACGAACAAACAACGCCAGAAGUCACAGAGGAACCUAAAGAAGACUCACCGGUAGAGGAAAACAAGGAAAGUAAGGAGAGUAAAGAGGAGAACGGCCAGACUGAGAGUGUUCAAGAAGAGAGUGAGAAAGAAGAGAAAAAGGAAGAAGUAGCUGAGCCGAGGGCGAAGCGAUCGAGAGAGAGUAAGAAGACUGAACCGCCUCCAAGGUCUCCGGCAAAGAGGAAGUCAAAAUGUUAGGCCAUCCAAUAGAACCUAUUGGAUUUCAACUUUAUAAGCAAAGCCGGUGUCAUCGUACGAUGUGGGUACACUUUUAUACUUAUUUUGUUAUUCAAAAUGUAAUAUUUUUAGAUAGUAAUGAUAUUAGAUACGGUUUUUGGUAUGGGUCUUAUAACUGUAAAGUGAUCGAACUGACAGUAUGUAGUGCUGUAUGUAACAUUGUGGAUGGUGUAUUGACACGAUGCGACGUCAUACGUAUAGCAAAAUGGCGCCUUAAGCUGUCAAUACGGUCAUGUCUUGGUCAUUGUCAAACAGAAUGUAAAUACAAGUAGACUUCGUAAAAAACUUGGCUAAGUCUAGGGAUGUGAUAGUUAUUAAUUAAAAAAAAACUAAAUUUCGAGAUCUAUUUUGGAUGUUUCAUUUUUUUUCUAAAAACAUUGAUAUAUUUGCUUAGUUUGUAUAAUGAUCUGCUUUUUAACUUUUGUAUAUUUUCGACGAUAACUUUCAAGAGUAAUAAUAUAUUUUUAAAGAAAAAAUAUCUAAGCUUUCACAAUAUAAAUUGUAUGGAAAUGUCAAGAUACUGUGAUUUAAAUUCUUAUAAAAUUGUUUUUAAAAUUUUUUAGCUGUAAGUAUUGAAAUGUAUAAAAAAACUAUUCAUUUUAUAUAACAAAUAAUAUUUAAGUGUACCCAUAGAACAAGAAAAACGGUAUAAACCGUUAUUUAUAUUGUAAAGAAAUUUCAAAGCAACAAGCUAUGGACUAUAUACUAAUGUAUAACUGCAUGACUUGAGAAUAUUUGAAAAACUAUACAUCCUACAUGUACAAGAAAGUACUAGGGUUUGAAAUAAAUGUUAUUCUCAAAGGCGAGCGUUAUUUAAGACAAGACAGUUUUUUACUAAUUUAUCAGCUUUUACUAAAUACAUUUAGUGAAGAUACUUGAUAAUGCGUCUUUAUCAAAAAGGUCUGAUGCAAAAAAAACUUGGUGAUAAGUCAAGUAAGACAGAGAAAGUUAAUUUCAUACACAGAUACUACUGUUUUGUUUUUAAUUAUGUUUACCUCGAAAAGUGUAAAUUGUGAAUAAUUAUGGAAAGGGAAUCGUCUGUUUUAAAUUGAUUAAAUUUUUGUGCCCCAUAGCCUAGCGAAUGCACUGGAAUCGAGUACAUGUACACUCAGGUUCAAAUGAAGAAAAACUGUGACCAUUUGAAAGUUUAUUGUAUUUUUUUAAAGUCCAAAGUAGCUUAACGGCCAAAACAAAUACCGAAUAACUUUAGUAAUUAACAGAAAAAAAAAUACGAAGAGUAAUGAUUAUUCGAAAGGACAGAACGAUUCCUAAACAUGUACCUAGUGUAAAACGUGGGGUAGUCAACAAUGUGAUAAACUUCCGAUCUAUAACAUGUUAGACAAAAGCAUGUUUGGAAAUAAAAAUCACUUCGAAAUGAUAUAACAAUUUUUCAGAAAGAUGUUCUUAAAUUGUUGACUACCCCUGUCUGAAAAACAUUUUAUUAUUUCACUUGCAUAUUGUGCAUAUCAUAAAUAAUUAAAUACUAAAAACAUUUCCCUGGUACUUUCUAGUACAGGGGCUUAUCAUCCCACUUGUGGAAGCGUGACAGCACUACAUAGCGUAGAACGGCAUCUCUCUUCCCCAGGUACGGUGGCCCAAGGAUCAUAAAAUAUAUGUAAGUGCGACCCUGCGGAAUGCUAGUUCGUAUGUUAAGACAAACAAUAUAAAUAGUUCAAGUACAUUUUUUUGUAUUAGACUUCUAAUAGAGAUACGUGUUAGUUAUAAUUUACAUUGUAAAUAUUUACAAUAAACAUACCUACUUAUAUGA
Molecule: messenger RNA, 4104 nt
Organism: Trichoplusia ni (cabbage looper)
Lineage: Eukaryota; Metazoa; Arthropoda; Insecta; Lepidoptera; Noctuidae
Gene: Jasper
Product: PC4 and SFRS1-interacting protein
Exons: 16
Coding region: 177-2297 (706 amino acids)
Biological process (GO): regulation of transcription by RNA polymerase II
Cellular component (GO): nucleus
Molecular function (GO): double-stranded DNA binding; transcription coregulator activity
Source: RefSeq, a predicted model, not a curated record